This is a messenger RNA of Babjeviella inositovora NRRL Y-12698, 3017 nucleotides long. RefSeq names its product replication factor C subunit 1 (gene RFC1). Bases 43 to 2778 code for a protein of 911 amino acids. The transcript is spliced from 2 exons. The record is from RefSeq and is a predicted model, not a curated record. Gene Ontology annotation, biological process: DNA replication; DNA repair. NCBI's taxonomy places the organism in Eukaryota, Fungi, Ascomycota, Pichiomycetes, Serinales. Gene Ontology annotation, cellular component: nucleus; DNA replication factor C complex. Gene Ontology annotation, molecular function: ATP hydrolysis activity; ATP binding; DNA clamp loader activity.
UUCGGCAAUGCGCCAAAGAAGCCCGUAGGAAAGCCGGUCACAAUGAAGGCCAAGCCCAAGGCCAAGCCUAAGGCCGAGCCCAAGUCCAAGAGACGCGUCAUCGAAUCCGACUCUGAGGAUGACAUGGCUGAAAGUUCCUCGCCUCCAACCCCGCCAACCAAGCAACAAAAGACAGAGAAGCUCGAGCCAACAGAUGCUGCGGAGUACUUCGGUGCCAGAUCCACCCGGACCCGCGUGGCGAGGCUGAAACCGCUGACUGUGGUCAGCAUGGACUCGGAUGAGGCAAUGAGCGACGCUAGUGACGAUUUUAAACCUAAGGAAGAGGAUUUUGACGAUUUUGACGAUGAUUUUGACGACGAUGAUGUUGAAAUGUUGGACGUGAUUGAGAAAAAGUAUCUGCAGACGGAGCCUGCCGUGCUGGAGCCAAACGUGGAAGUUGAGCCAGCGGCGAAGCCUGUAACUAAGCCAGUAGCGAAGGCUAAACCUGCGGCUAAGCCCGCGACUAAACCCGUCACUGCCACCACAGGCGGCGUCACUGCCGAGGACAUCCUCCUCACCAUCCCUAAUGCGGAUCUUCCGGAGGAUGAAGACACCACCGGAAAGUCCUUCCGCGACUUCAAGGCCCGCCAGGCAACGCUCCCCCAACCCCUGGGUGAAACGCCCCUUCCAGAAGGCUCGCCCAACUGUCUCAACGGCCUUACGAUGGUCUUCACCGGUGUCCUUCCGACCCUUGAGCGUGACGCUGCAGAAGCGCUCGCAAAGCGCUACGGCGCAAAGGUCACCAAGUCCAUCUCGGGGAAAACCAGCGUAGUGGUUCUCGGCGAUGAAGCUGGUCCGUCCAAGGUCAAGAAGAUCAAGUCGCUCAAAAUCAAGGCCAUCACGGAAGACGGGUUCAUCCAGCUCAUCCGCGGUAUGCCCAUCGACGGGGGUGAUGGCGAGGCAGCGCAGAAGACAAAACAGAAGCGUGAGAAGGAAGAGGCCAAGAUCAUCGCGGAAGCCGUCCGCGUGGAGGCAGCAGAGCGCGCGCGCGAAGAAGAAGAAGCAGCCGUCCGUGCAGACGCUGCGCGUGCCAGUCUGAGUGUGCGUGCUGAACCCGCCCGCCGUGUAAUCCCCAGCAGCGAAAAGUUGUGGACAACCAAGUACGCGCCCACGGAUCUCAACCAACUCUGUGGUAACAAAGGCUCCAUUGCCAAGCUCCGCAUGUGGCUCACGAACUGGUCAGAGUAUGCAAAGGCCGAUUUCAAGGACCCGGGCCCCGACGGAUCCGGGGUAUUCCGUGCCUGCUUGAUCAGCGGGCCGCCUGGGAUCGGCAAAACGUCCGCCGCGCACCUUGUUGCAAAGUCGCUUGGGUACGAUGUCUUGGAAAAGAACGCGUCGGACGUGCGGAGCAAGUCGCUUCUUCACGCGAAUCUCAAGGAUGUGCUCAGCAACACGUCUGUCGUGGGUUUCUUUUCCCAUAACAAUGAUGUGGUCAAUGCUAACAACAAGAAAUUCUGUGUGAUCAUGGACGAAGUUGAUGGUAUGUCUUCCGGUGAUCGAGGCGGCGCCGGCCAGCUCUCGGCAUUCUGUCGCGUGACAAAAAUGCCAAUGAUUCUCAUCUGCAACGACAGGCUGUUGCCAAAGAUGCGUACGUUCGACCGCACAACGCUCGAUAUUCCGUUCCGGAGACCGGACACAAAUGCGGUCAAGGGCCGCUUGAUGACCAUCGCGCACCGCGAGGGCAUUUCUUUGGAUCCCAACGUGAUUGGGCAGCUUGUCGAGUGCACCCACAACGAUAUCCGCCAGAUGAUCAACCUUUUGUCGACGGUUUCUAAAACCCAGAAGGCGAUUGGGUUUGACAACCUGGCUGAAAUCACGAAGCUGUGGGCGAAACACGUGGCGUUGCAGCCGUUUGAAAUCACGGGGAGGUUGCUUUCCGGGGGCUUGUACCAUGAAAACUCCCAGGUGUCGCUUAACUCGAAGAUUGAGCUCUAUUUUAACGAUAUCGAAUUUACCCCGAUCAUGAUGCAGGAAAACUACCUCAACACCAGGCCGGCACGCGCAACGAGUGCGCGCGCGCACUUGGAGUUGGUGACGCGCGCGGCAGACUCCAUUUCAGAGUCGGACAUAGUCAACUCGUUGAUCCGCAGCGGCGAGCAGCAGUGGUCGCUCCUUCCAUUCCAUGCAGUGAUGUCGUCAGUGCGUCCUGGUAGCUUUGUUGCUGGCAACGUUACGUCACGCAUCAACUUUGCGGGCUGGUUGGGCCAAAACUCGCGCCAGAUGAAGUUCACACGCAUUCUCCAGGAAUUGCAGUAUCAUACACGCCUUCGCACGUCUACCGACAAGACUCAGUUGCGCUUGGAGUAUCUUCCGGCGUUGACCGCAAAACUCACGCAUCCGUUGCUCGCAAAUGGACUGGCGGGCAUCGACGAGGUGAUUGAAACGUUGGAUCACUACUACCUUUCGAAGGAGGACUGGGACUAUUUGAUAGAGAUGCGCGUGGGUACGAAUAACAUCUUGAACGGAAUUCCGGCCGCAACCAAGUCGGGGUUCACGAGAAAGUACAACUCGAUGACCCAUCCCGUCGUGAUUUAUAAGACGGGUAAUUCCGUAGCUGCCGCGAGAAGUGCCACCGUGGACUACGAGGAUGUUGUGGAGGAUGAUACGGCCAAGAGUGAUAAGGAGGAAGAGGAGGAAAGUGACGACAAGAUUGAUUUUGCCAAAGACAAGUUGAUCAAGCAGGGCAAGCCGAAGAAAAAGGCAGUAAAGGCCAAAAAGGCGGCGAAAAAGGCCAAAUAGGAUUUGUAUAUGAUUUAUGAAUCGGUAUGGAACCUAGGUGUAGGUGCUUUUGUUAAUGGGUGCUGCCGUGGCGAGCUGUGAAGUUAAAAUUGGUUGGUUUAUUUGUACGUAUGUUAUGGCGAAGCCAAAUCUAAACCGCCCUAGGGUCUAAGCAUAGCUAAGUUUGCAUAUUUUUCCGACCUGGGUUAACUCCAACCUUGAAGUUGAAUUUGCAAGUUUAAAGUAUUCGAAUUUGGGUG